AUGGGCAAGUUCAUGAAACCCGGGAAAGUGGUGCUGGUCCUGGCCGGGCAGUACUCUGGGCGCACAGCUGUCAUCAUCAAGAACAUUGAUGAUGGGACAUUCGACAGGCUUUACAGCCGUGCCUUGGUGACAGGCAUCAACUGCUACCCUCGAAAGGUGACCGCAGCAAUGGGCGAAAAGAUUGUCAAGAGAUCGAAAAUCAAGUCCUUCGUGAAAGUUUAUAACUACAACCUCAUGCCCACCAGAUACUCUGUGGCUACCCCAAUGGACAAAAAAAUUGUCAAUAAGGAUGUGUUCCAUGACCCUGCACUGAAACUUAAGGCAAGAAGCGAGUCCAAAGUCAAGUUUGAAAAGAGGUACGAGACAGGCAAAAACAAGUGGUUCUUCCAGAAGCUAUGGUUUUAG
Dromiciops gliroides (monito del monte) is the source of this 405-nucleotide messenger RNA. RefSeq names its product 60S ribosomal protein L27-like. Gene Ontology annotation, cellular component: cytosolic large ribosomal subunit; ribosome. The record is from RefSeq and is a predicted model, not a curated record. The coding region runs from base 1 to 405 and encodes 134 amino acids. The transcript has a single exon. Lineage: Eukaryota; Metazoa; Chordata; Mammalia; Microbiotheria; Microbiotheriidae. Gene Ontology annotation, biological process: translation. Gene Ontology annotation, molecular function: structural constituent of ribosome.